CAGUUCGUUCGCGUGGGCUUCGUUCGUCACCUCGGUCGUCGUUCGCUUCCCCCACCCCCCUCCCCCUCACUCACUCACUCAUUCCAAGCGGCACUUCCCCACUUUCAUUCUUUUAACGCAACACCAAAGGACGGGCACCAUGAGCGGCGCGGGGACGGGACCACUGGCACCCCUGCCUGCGCUUCUGCCGCCCUUCGCCGAGCCACCUGCACAGGGCCUGGCCGGGUUCCAGUCCGCGGACGACACCAAGCUCACCAUCCACCAGCUCGCCUUCUUCAUGCUGUGGCUCGUCUGCGUCGCUGCCUGGCUGCUCGUCAAGGGCCGCUCCCUCUGGACCUGGAUGUGCUGCCCUUCAGACGGAACAAGCCGAUCGCCUCGCCAUCUUCGACUCUGGCAAGUCUCCACAGCCACCCUGCAGGAGUCCGUUCAGUUGCUGCAGGCUGUGGUCCAGUUUGGCGCAAUCAUGCUCUACUUUUACGUGUGCGACAUGGAUCACAUCUGGGACGUAGGCCUCCGCUCGUACAAUCGCGACGUGUACGCUUCGAUCGUCGUGCUCGCACUGCUGGUUGGGCUGCUGGUCUCCGUCAAGGUCAUUGGCGGCCAGUCCACCAACGAGAAAAUCCGCGCUGCUGCCGAAGCUGCUGCGCUUCACGGCGCAAACCGUCCUGGCGCCGACGGCCUGCUUCCGCACCACACUGCCGUCGCCCCAGCCCCUGCUCCCGCUGCAGCGCGAGCGUCCGACAUCUAUGCGCCCGGAAAGCCUGUCAUUCUCAAUCGCGAUCAAAGCGACGAGUGGAAGGGCUGGAUGCAAUGCAUGUUUGUGCUCUACCACUUUUUCAAGGCGCGCGAGAUUUACAAUGAGAUUCGCGUUUUUGUCGCUGCCUAUGUCUUCCUGACUGGAUUUGGCAACUUUUCCUACUUUUGGACCAAGAAAGACUUUAGCGUUUUCCGCCUCGUCAAGAUGCUCUUCCGCCUCAACUUUUUGGUGCUGCUCGUGAUGGUCACCACCAACAACCGCUAUGUGCUGUACUACAUUUGCCCGAUGCACACCUUCUGGUUCCUCGUCAUCUAUCUGUGCAUGUUUGCCUGCAAGUCGCACUACAACAACCGCUUGGUCAUGGGCACCAUGUUUACCGUCCUCUUUGGCUUGGCCUUUUUGAUCUGGGACUGGCCCUUGUCCGACGAAGAGCAGCCGAAAUCAGUGACCAGCCGGAGCGUCUCGGCCAUUGUUGGAAACGUUGUCUUCUGGCCCUUCAAGUUCAUCCUGUCCGAGUCGGAUGGCACGCUCAAGGAAUGGAUGAUUCGCAGCGGGUUGGACCACUUUGCCGCACCUGUGGGCAUGCUCUUUGCCUACUUCCACCCGACCCUUCAGCGCUUUUUGGUUUGGCUCGAAGAAGGCAGCGCCUCAGCCCGGCCUGCUGCUGUCGCGGACGCGCAAAAGUCCGGACCCACUUUUGUCGCUGCCAACGGCGGCGGCGGCGGCGCUGGUGAGGUCCUGUCCAGUAAUGCCUUCAAUGCGGAUGUUCACCAACGCCACACUGCGAACGGCACCGCUGACAUUGAGCCGUUGCUCGGCCCGGCUUCUGCUGCGACUCCCCGACCCGACUUUGAGGUUUCGUUCGACGACGCCAGACCUCGCUCGACACGUUUCCUGUUGGCCACGCUUUGGUGGAACCUGCUCGAGUUUGCUCUUCCCUCAUCGGUGGUACAGACGUUGCGCGACGCAUCGCGCUCUCGGACCAACACGGUUCGUUUGGUGAUCAAAAUCGUACUGAUGGCGGUUGUCGUGGGCGGGUUGGCCCUGUGGUACUCGAUCUGGGGCGUCUUGCCAGAGUCAGACUACCAGCGAGUGCACCCGUACACUUCACCCCUUCCAAUUCUGCUCUUCUUGCUCUUCCGCAACCUGUGGGCGCCACUUCGACGCCGUUUCAUCGGUCUGUUUGCGUGGAUUGGCUCGGUGACACUGGAAACGUACAUUGCCCAGUUUCACAUCCUGAUGCAAUACGACGCCACACGCAUCAUCAUCCUCCUCCCUGGUUACCCGAUGUUGAACUUUAUGCUUGUGGGCAGCAUUUACCUCUACCUGUCGUACCGGCUGUUCCACCUGACUGUCGUCUUGUCGACGCUCUUGCUUCCAGAAGCUGCCGGCAAGUCCGACGCGGCCGCUGUGACUGCUCGCGAGCUCAUGCUCCUGCGGUGGGCGGCCUUGUUGAGUGUGCUUGGUGUGGGCUAUCUGAUCUCGACGUUUGUGCUUCACGAGUUGUAAUCUGCUGCGCUCGUGCGUUUGAUGUACGAUUUUGUUUUUGUUGUCUUGUUGUGCGCGUUGUUGUGCGCGUUGUUGUUGUUUUCUAAGCUCAGUACCAAUAUGGUUACUUUUGUCUCAGUCGUGUUUUCAUUAAACCCUUACUUCCACUACU
Messenger RNA from Capsaspora owczarzaki ATCC 30864, 2417 nucleotides. RefSeq lists its product as hypothetical. Lineage: Eukaryota; Filasterea; Ministeriida; Capsasporidae. The record is from RefSeq and is a predicted model, not a curated record. The transcript has 3 exons. The coding region runs from base 140 to 2266 and encodes 708 amino acids.